This is a messenger RNA of Eutrema salsugineum, 1288 nucleotides long. Its product is annotated as oral-facial-digital syndrome 1 protein. Lineage: Eukaryota; Viridiplantae; Streptophyta; Magnoliopsida; Brassicales; Brassicaceae. The record is from RefSeq and is a predicted model, not a curated record. The transcript has 3 exons. Bases 165 to 1172 code for a protein of 335 amino acids.
AACUCGAAAUUCAGACAACUGGUUCCUCUCCUCACAAUCUCUCUAAGUCUCUGUCAAUCGGCGACGGACUGGAUCAAGCCGGAGCAAGUAGCCCCAACGUUUCUCUUCUUGAAAUCGAAGAAUAGUUCUUCUUCUUAUUUAGUUUUUGGACAAAGAUUUUGGAAAUGGCUGGUAACGCGGAUACUAGUGCACAGGAUUCAUUAUCAGAAGAAGCCCUUGAGAUGUGGAAUCACGAGAUGAAAUCUGGUCAGCUGCGUGUAGAUAAUUUACAAGCUGACCAUGUAGAUUUCCAUGCUUCACUUGAGGAGGGUUCAGAGGAAGAUGCACGAGACGAAUUAGGUGUUCUAUUAGGUAGGGUCAAGUCAGCUGCAGCAAGCUUGCGCUAUUUGAGAUCAAAAGCUAGAAUCUUGACCGUUCCUGGUAUUUCCCAUCUGUCACUCGGUGCUGAACAGCUUGAACUAGAAGAUUACAGCUCAGUCUCUGAAGUGGCUAAGGACAUUAAUCUUCUGGCUUUUCACAAUCCAGGUGAAGAUACACUGACUGGAACUAGCAUGAACCAGGAUUCCUUGGUUAUAGAGGGUGGAGCUUAUACUUGGAAGAUGCUCCAAUCCAUUCAGAUGGUUACUGAUGUGCUGGAGUCUCUUUUGAGGAGGGUCACCGCGGCAGAAUCUGAAACGUCUUUUCAAAAGGAGAGGGUAGUUAUAGGCGAGGAAGAAAUUCGAAGGAAGACAGUCCAAAUCGAGAAUUUGUCCUUGAGGCUAGAAGAGAUGAAAGAAAUCGUACGUGGGAAUAAAGCUGUUCUAGACGAAACAGUGGAGAUAAUUAAGAAACUAGUUGAAGAUAGUAGGAGAGAUAGAGAAAAAGCUGUGGAAAAUGAAGAGGAGUUACGUCGUGUGAAGGCAGAGUGUGAGUCACUUAGAAAUUACGUCAAUACUUCCACCAGUGUUAGAGAAACACUUGCUUCAUCUGAGCGGCAACUUGAAAUCAUCGAAGCACGGUUGGUGGCUAGGUCGACGCAACUGGAAGGCGAGAAAGCGCAGAAAGAGGUAGAGGUUCAAAAGCUAAUGGAAGAGAACGUGAAGCUAACCGCUCUUCUUGACAAGAAAGAAGCUCAGCUUCUGGCCUUAAAUGAACAAUGCAAAGUCAUGGCUUUGAAUGCUUCAAACAUCUAAUUAUCAGGGCCGUGCCCAUGUUAAGAAAAAAAGAAAUAGUCGCCUACGGGCUUUUGUGAAUAUAAUUUUGUUUUUUAGGAUAUAUUUUGAAUUUGAAAUUUAGUUAUAUUGAUAAA